Messenger RNA from Polyodon spathula (Mississippi paddlefish), 4448 nucleotides. Its product is annotated as ATP-dependent 6-phosphofructokinase, liver type-like. Bases 178 to 2520 code for a protein of 780 amino acids. Gene Ontology annotation, cellular component: 6-phosphofructokinase complex; membrane; cytoplasm. Gene Ontology annotation, biological process: canonical glycolysis; fructose 6-phosphate metabolic process; fructose 1,6-bisphosphate metabolic process. NCBI's taxonomy places the organism in Eukaryota, Metazoa, Chordata, Actinopteri, Acipenseriformes, Polyodontidae. The record is from RefSeq and is a predicted model, not a curated record. The transcript has 22 exons. Gene Ontology annotation, molecular function: identical protein binding; ATP binding; 6-phosphofructokinase activity.
AAACUAUUGAGGCGGAGUUUGGUACACACUAAGUGAGCGAGGAGCUGGCAUAUUCAGCAAAGGUCAUUCGCUGUGCGUCUUGCACAGAGGAAUUAUAAAGGGGAACGUAUUUUUAAAGGAGUGGAUUAUACAUAAUUGUAUUUGCUGUUUUAGGGUCCAAGUUAUUCAUUUAACACCAUGGCAUCUGUGGAUUUGGAGAAGUUGAGGAUGAGUGGAGCCGGGAAGUCUAUCGCUGUGCUGACAAGCGGAGGGGAUGCACAAGGUAUGAAUGCAGCUAUCCGAGCAGUUACUCGUAUGGGAAUGUAUGUUGGAGCAAAAGUUUAUUUAAUUUAUGAGGGUUACCAAGGUCUAGUGGAUGGAGGAGAUGACAUUAAACUGGCAAACUGGUUGAGCGUCUCCAAUAUCAUACAGCUGGGCGGCACCAUCAUCGGCAGUGCCCGCUGUAAGGAGUUCACCACGCGGGAGGGGAGACUGUCCGCCGCCUACAACCUGGUCCAGCGCGGCAUCACCAACCUGUGUGUGUGCGGAGGGGACGGCAGCCUCACCGGAGCAAACAUCUUCCAGACAGAGUGGCGCGGGCUGCUGGCAGAGCUCGUCGAAGCAGGGAAGAUCACAGAAGCCCUCUCCCAGCAGUACACACACCUGAACAUCGUGGGGCUGGUGGGCUCCAUUGAUAAUGACUUUUGUGGCACCGACAUGACGAUCGGGGCUGACUCCGCCCUGCACAGGAUCAUGGAGGUCAUCGAUGCCAUCACCACCACUGCUCAGAGUCACCAGAGAACCUUUGUGCUGGAAGUCAUGGGGCGGCACUGUGGGUACCUGGCGCUGGUGUCGGCUCUGGCAUCAGGUGCAGACUGGCUCUUUAUACCCGAGUCGCCUGCUGCAGAUGGUUGGGAGGAUCGCAUGUGCCAGCGACUGGGGGAGACCCGCAGCAAGGGAUCCCGACUGAACACGGUCAUUAUGGCUGAGGGAGCAAUCGACAGACAUGGCAAACCGAUUUCCUCAAACUACGUGAAAGAGCUUGUGGUGAAACGCCUCGGGUUCGAUACGAGGGUGACUGUCCUGGGCCACGUGCAGCGAGGGGGGACUCCGUCCGCCUUCGACAGAGUCCUGAGCAGUAAGAUGGGGAUGGAGGCUGUGCUGGCCCUGCUGGAAGCCACUCCGGAGACCCCGGCCUGUGUGGUCAGCCUGUCGGGGAACCAGGCCGUGCGCCUGCCGCUCAUGGAGUGUGUGCAAAUGACCAAGGAAGUACAGACUGCUAUGAAUGAGCUGAGGUUCGAUGAAGCUAUACAGCUGCGUGGGAAGAGCUUUGAAAACAACUGGAACACUUACAAGCUGCUGGCACAUCAGAAACCUUCCCAGUCAAAGAGUAACUUCUCCUUGGCUAUUCUGAAUGUGGGGGCCCCUGCGGCAGGCAUGAAUGCUGCAGUGAGGUCUGCCGUGAGAGUUGGUUUGGCUCAGGGGCAUAAAGUGUACACUGUCAACAAUGGCUUUGAAGGACUGGCCAAAGGAGAGGUCAAUGAAAUUUACUGGCCGGAUGUAGGCGGCUGGACUGGACAGGGAGGGUCCCUACUGGGAACAAAGCGAACCCGUCCCACAGCUUACCUGGAAAAGAUAGUAGAAAACAUUCGCAAAUACAACAUCCAGGCCUUGUUGGUUAUUGGAGGAUUUGAGGCAUACGAAGGGGUUCUGCAGCUGGUGGAAGGCCGUGGGCACUAUGACGAGCUCUGCAUUGUGAUGUGUGUCAUCCCAGCUACCAUCAGCAACAACGUGCCUGGCACCGACCUGAGCCUGGGGUCCGAUACUGCUGUCAACGCUGCCAUGGAGAGCUGUGACAAGAUCAAGCAGUCCGCCUCGGGAACGAAGCGGCGAGUCUUCAUCGUGGAGACUAUGGGCGGCUUCUGUGGCUACCUCGCCACCACUGCUGGCAUUGCCAUUGGAGCCGACGCGGCUUACAUCUUCGAAGAGCCUUUCAAUAUUCACGACCUGAAGGCCAACGUGGAGCAUCUCACUGAUAAGAUGAAGACGGAUAUACAGAGGGGUCUUGUGCUCAGGAAUGAGAAGUGCCAUCCACACUACACCACAGAGUUCAUACACAACCUGUAUUCUGCGGAGGGGAAGGAUGUCUUUGACUCCAGGAUGAACAUUCUGGGCCACCUGCAGCAGGGCGGGAGUCCCACGCCUUUCGAUAGGAACUACGGAACCAAGCUGGGUGUGAAGGCUGUGCUCUGGAUCACUGACAAACUGAAGGAGACCUAUAGACAAGGCCGAGUAUUUGCCAACGCUCCAGAAACAGCCUGCGUGGUCGGCAUGAGGAGGAAGGUCCUGUCCUUCAGCCCUGUCACAGAACUAAAGGAACACACUGACUUUGAGCACAGAAUUCCCAAGGUGCAGUGGUGGCUGAAUUUGCGCCCAAUGCUAAAGAUGCUGGCUAAGUACCCCACCAACUUCAACGAGUACGUCACCGGCGAGAUUGAGCAUGUGACCCGGAGAAGCCUCAGUAUUGAGACUGGCUUCUGAAGACCCAACGCCUACCACUCCACCCUGAGCCCUGUGUCUCUCGUUCUGUACCAGGCCACAGGAGACACAUGGUAGUAUCAUUCUCCCAAUAUCUCAAUACAGACCUGUGUUCCUCAGUCUUUCUGUUGUCCAUGACUGACUAAGCCUUUAAGCCUCAAACAUUAGCACCUGUAGAGCUGUAGCAACCCCACGACCUUUUAGAAAGCCCAUGACCGAUUAGAAAGAAGCCUUGAUGAAACGUUGCUGCAAGUUUAUUUUCAGGAUGUUUAAUGUUUUUUUAAGAAAACUGAGGAUGGAAAAAGAAGUAAAAACCACUGCAAUCUUACAUCCAAUUUUUUGAAAGGAGUUUGUUUUUUUCUAUUAAUAUCGAACAAUCCUGUUUCAAGCUUAGAACCGAUUGUAGUAUAAAGCCUGUGGUAUUUUGGGUAUGCUUUUUAGACAGUGUGAAAAUGUCAAUGUCUAGCUUAAAAAGGGAUCAUUUCACAACACUGAUAACCUGUCUAGGCAAAGCAGCUUUGCUCAAAUCCAUCCUCUCAAGACAAGGUCUAAAUAGAAUAAUUUUGACUUUUCAGAACAAGAGACUUAUCUUGCAGUAACAUUUCUGUAUAUUAAUUGGUGUGUUUUUUUUUUUUUUUUUUUGUGCAGAGUUUCUUGUUGCCAAUUGUAUGAUGUUAAUUGUUUUAACUUUCUUUUCAUUAAGAUGAUGCACUGAUGAAUAAAGUGGCAGUCCAUACACUGUUGGAGCGAUUAGCAGUGUGUUAGUGUUGCUGAUCAGGCUGUAGGGUUUAAAUCACAACGCAUUACUUUCCCUAGCUUCCUGCUUUUGUUGUAUGUGUUCCUGCAAUAUUUUUUUCAAUAUAACUUUUUUAUUUAUUUUAUAUUUUUUUCUUUUAACAUGUCCCUGGUCAUAAAUCCAGUUUUUGGUCAGUUAUUUUGGUUUCACAUCUGUUAUGCACUCUCAUGACUCCAUUCACGAAGUUCAGCAUUUGAUUGGUUCAUCUGCCCAUCAUCUUUGCUAAGAUCCUGAUCCUACCUGCUUUGCUGGUUGGAGUGAAGAUGCAAGAUAUACAGGGGGUGUACCUCCAAACCUAUGACCUAUUUAUUUAUGUUUGUACUAAAAACAUGCAUAUGAUUUUGUCACACAGAACACAGAUAGCCUAGGCAGUGACUUCUGCUGUCUUUCUAAGCACUUUUGUAUUGCUUAGAGUGUAGAGUUCUCGCUUAACCCACCAAAAUACUUGAUUUAUUUAUACAUUAUACAGGGCUUGUCAUGCAUAUUUAUAAACCUGGUCCCACCCCUUGGAACCUCACACUCAGGAGCUUGGCAAAGAUGACAGAUGAACCAAUAAAAAUGCAAAACUGAGAGGAGUUAGGAACCAAUCAAAUUUAUAAUUUGAACAGGUUGGAUUCAAGCAGCUGGUGUUGUGAACUCGAAGACAUUUUGACAGGAAAACCUGAUUUAUAGCCAAGGAUAUGUUAAACAUGUCAAAACAAUUGCAAUUCUAUUGAAAAAUAUUGCAGGAAUAGAGACAACAAAGUAGAAAGCUAGAGAAAGUAAUGUAUAUGUCUUUUUUUUUUUUUAAAAAAGCCCUACAAUCUGUUCAGUAACACUUGGCUUUUACUAGAGUAUGUUGCCCUAGAAACUUCUGACCCCAUGAAACUGAGCCAACAAUUGUAAUGCGGUGAAGAAGUAUUAAUGUUGUAAACUGUAGAGGUUAAUGAGGUUAUCCGGAGUACUCCUGCUACUUGUGUGAUUUUUGUUUUCUCUGCUUUAGACAUUCAAUACCAAGUAACUGGAAACAUUCCUGGAACAUAAUUUCAGCUAGACUAGGUGUGACCUAAACACUAACUGUAACACAGGCAUUAAACAAUAUUGGUCACUUGUUAAAUGAAAUAAUAAUUAAUUGUCUAUUAAAGAUGUAUUAAAA